Molecule: messenger RNA, 2091 nt
Organism: Penaeus vannamei (Pacific white shrimp)
Lineage: Eukaryota; Metazoa; Arthropoda; Malacostraca; Decapoda; Penaeidae
Source: RefSeq, a predicted model, not a curated record
AUGCUAAAUGACAAGAUCUCUAAAGGUACUCUAGCAUCUGUGUACAGCAGAAACCUUAACAGCUACAAGCCAACAGCAAUAAAAGGGAUUAUUAUUGUUGACUGUAGUUGGUUUCCUACUGUGAUUCUCAAUAUAGAACCGACGAACUAUCGUGUAACAGCAAUAUCAUCAGCGACCAAACUGUGCCCUGCGUGCGUGAACACUCAUCAGGAGCUGCCCACCGAAACCAGUGGUACUGGUAUCAAAGGAGUGCAGCAUCCUGACAUAUACAUCAUCCUAAGGUCAACGACGCCCGAAAAAGACCUCUAUAAGCUGUAUACUGUUGAGGAAAUCUCUAGCAAGAAACCUACUUUUGCAUCAAAAGAAGUCCUAACAACUAAAAGAGAGUUUCUUUACGCACACGACAAUGCGUCUCAAGCCAGGCCACUGGACGAUGACAUGACCAGUAGUCUGACCCUUGACCCAGACAUCCUCAGCAGGUCAAAUCAUGACGAGGCCAUGGCCAGUCUCAUGGAGCGACGGCGUGCAUACUUGCGUAGGCAGUGCAUUGCAACAAAUGCUAACAAGGUCAAACCAGCGAUGAAAUGGAUAACGAGAGUUACGCUGAACGCAAAGGGAUUUUUCCGUGUCUGUGCAACCCCUAAGGGAGGUUCUACGUCGUGGCGGCAGCUGACCCUGCGGAUGCCGAAAGAUGUGGUCGGCCGAUCCCCGCCACUGCAGAUCCUGAGCGUCAGACAUCCCUUGGCCCGCCUCGCCUCUGCCUACAGAGACAAAUUUCUGGGAGGAUUGCCCCUCUACAAAUACGACCAGGAAUGGCGCCAGAAAACGAAGUCCCGGAUGCCUUGGUACAACGAGUGGGAGACCUUCUGGUUCUCAGCGCUCGCAGCUCGAGGCUCGUUUCCCUUCCGGCCCAAUCUGCGGAUGAGGGCCAGGAACGCAACUUACUGGGCCAAUGUGGACCACGGAAGAGAGAUCUACAAAGUCCUGAAAAACUCCUAUGGCAAGGCCGGCUUCAGGCUGAGAAGCGAUUUCCGCAACGCGUCCUUCACCUUCGAGGACUUCCUGCGCUAUGUGGUCUGGACCCAUGAUGUCGGCUUCAUGAACAAGCACUGGGCGCCUCUCGUGUUCCUGUGCAACCCGUGCAAGCACAGAUACCAUUUCAUUGUUCACCUGGAGACCAUCGCCCCCGAGUUCAACUACGUCAUGAACUUUCUGAAUCACACGGAAGGCAUAGAGCUCAAGGAGGAUCGCAAGACGAAGACGACGAACCGAUCGGACAUAUACCUCUAUGAGGAUAUACCGAAAGAUAUAAUGGAAAGGAUAUUGGAGAUUUAUAAAUUUGAUUUUGAACUAUUUGGAUACAGAUACCCCUCUCUCUGAUGCACCUCUGCGGUAUAUCAAUUCCGAAUUUGUUGUACAUAUUGAUUUUAAACGCGUGUUUGUCGGAUAAAUUAGAAAUAAGAUAAAUAUCAGGGAGAUAAAUAGAAGACGGCUAAAUAAAAAAAAUAUAUAUAUAACCACACAUCUGCGUUCAUACGCAAAUGUGACGUGGAUAAACGGUAUAUAAGCAAGAUAGAGCGAAUGGAAAUAAAGUGACUGGAUCGAAGGACAAAGACCGAAGGCCAUCUAAAUCACUGUAAUUUAGUGCACAUGUGCGGAUAGUGAACUAAUGAUGAAAAGAAAUGUAGUAGAAAUCUCCAUCAAGGUUCAGAUACUGAAAUGAAUACACUCCAUUCCACUGGUUAUGUAAUUUCCAUAUGCACACGAAUAUGGAGCACAUAUGAGACGUAAUUCAGCUGACCGUUACCAUACAUCUUUAUAAGCAAGAUUUCAAAAUAACAUCAGUGACAUGACGUGAUUCUAAUAUGGUGGAAAAUAGCAGUGUAGAUACAUAUGAUGAUAGCUGAUCAUCACAAAUAAUACAUGAUGCACUUGUUUUUCAAUUUCUUUAAGUAACAUACAGUUUGGGCCUCUGACUUUUCCAAGGUGAUUAGAGGACAGCGAAUUAUUUUCCCAUAAUUUUUCCGGUACUGGUUUAAAUAUCUGAAUCAACAGAAUUCAUACGAAACACAUGUUAAAUUUGUUCACUCA